Messenger RNA from Octopus sinensis (East Asian common octopus), 3442 nucleotides. Its product is annotated as fatty acid amide hydrolase 1. NCBI's taxonomy places the organism in Eukaryota, Metazoa, Mollusca, Cephalopoda, Octopoda, Octopodidae. Bases 102 to 1874 code for a protein of 590 amino acids. The transcript is spliced from 18 exons. Gene Ontology annotation, molecular function: amidase activity; fatty acid amide hydrolase activity. Gene Ontology annotation, biological process: fatty acid catabolic process. The record is from RefSeq and is a predicted model, not a curated record.
UACUGCAAAAUUUAUCCAUGUUUUCCAUGCUUAUUUGUGUCAGUUACCAUCAGUUAAUAUUCUAGCCUUAGAGAAUACAACAUAUAACUGCCUACAACUAAAUGCAGGUUGUCGGAAAGAUGGGAGACGCACUUCAGAAAUACUAUGAUCUCUAUAUACCCGAAGAGGUGCAGACUUAUCUAGAACCAAGCAUUUAUGCAAUCCUAUUUGUGUCAGGUUCUGCCAUUCUGUUCACUAUAUUCAACAGAGUACGCAUGCACCUAAAGGUCAAAAGAGCUAUGAGAGAUGCCCGCUCUAAACGUGCAGAACAGCUGAAAUGUCUAAAACAAAGGCUACAGAAUUCAGGUCUGACUUUAGAGAUGAGGAACAAAAUUCUAUCACUGGAUAUUGUCAAUCUGCAGAAGUUUCUCAAAGAUCGCUCAUUAAAAGCCAUUGAUGUCCUUCGUGCUUAUCAGUUCAAGGCACUUGAAGCUCAAGAGAAAAUCAACUGCAUUGUUGCUAUAAUUCCUGAUGCUGAGGAAUUAGCACUGAAAUGUGAUGCUCAACCAUCUGUGACCAAACCUCUCCAUGGAAUUCCAAUUAGUCUGAAAGAAACCAUAUUCCACAAGGGACUUCGAAUGACUUGGGGGUUAGGUUCCAGCCUGUUGUACCCACCUGCCACCGAAGAUUCAAAUCUCGUUAAGUGCCUGAAAGAGCUUGGUGCCAUUCCAUUUGUUACAACAAAUGUACCACAGGCUAUGUUAACCAUUGCCUGUGAUAAUAAUAUUUAUGGACAAACUCUUAACCCACAUAAAGCUGAUCGAUGUCCUGGAGGGUCCAGUGGAGGAGAAGCAGCCCUCAUUGGUUUUGGUGGAUCGAUUUUAGGCAUUGGAACAGACCUAGGUGGUAGCAUUCGGGCUCCAGCUCAUUUUUGUGGUGUUUUUGGAUUCAAAACAACGGUUAAUCGUUUUGGGACAGGAAGCACAUGUAAUGCAUUCAAGGAUCAAAUUCUCAUCGAGAAUUCCAUUGGUCCAAUGUCUCAGACUGCCGAUGGUCUAGUUAUUACGGCAAAAGCACUGUUUUCCCCUGAAGUUUUUGAAAUGGAUCACAAAAUAAUUCCUGUGGAAUUCCAAAAUCAUCUGUUUGAAGAUACAAGAAAACUGCGGAUUGGAUAUUAUGUGACUGAUAAUGUAGUUCAUGCCACUCCUGCCUGCCAGCGAGCAGUUCUUUUAGCAAAGAAAGCUUUGGAAGCCAGAGGCCAUACGGUCGUUGAAUUUACUCCUCCUAGAAUCUUGGAUGCUCUCUGUAUAACAAUGCAUAUAUUGUGGUCUGAUGGCCAUGUCCUGAGAAGAAUAAUAAAACAUGAGAAACCAUGUAAAGAGAUGUUCUUAGCAAGAACCUGUGAAGGUUUUAACAGAAUUCUUUCAUUGUUUGCUUACCCUUUUGACAAAACAUCGUCUCGGCUCAUUCGUACAAUGGAUGGAUUGCAGAAUUAUCGUGAUAUAUAUAACUUGGUCAAUGAGAAAGAAAAAUAUAACGAGGAAUUUGCUAACGCUAUGCAAAAGGAUAACCUGGAUGCUCUCAUCUGCCCUGUCAUGGCUUCACCAUCAUUUUUGUUAAGCUGUCCAAACUUUGGAAGAUUUCCCUCUUACCCUCUUCUCUACAAUCUGUUGAAUUACCCUGUUGUGUCUAUGCCCAUCACCAAGGUAUCAGAAGAAGAUGUGAACGAGAAAUACAAUGCCAGAACACUGCCUGAGUUCUGUUUGAAAGGCUCACUUCCAAACAGUGUUGGACUUCCAAUCAAUAUCCAGAUUGCUGCUCCAACAGCUAAGGAUGAGCUUGCCUUACGCCUCAUGAAAGAACUGGAUAAUGAACUAAAGAAGAAAACCAACUAGUGUGUAGCCACAAUAGCCCAUCAGUCCUUAUAUAUCUCUGAUGACGGAUAUUACAAGAUCUCAACUUUUGAGGGAAACUGAAUUGGUGUUGUGAAAUAUAUUUUCUGCUGUGGGGCUUCGGUCUUUUUUUAUAAAAAAUAAUAUUGACUUCCUUUUGCUUGUUUAAAAUGGUUGACAUAUGUGCCUUACAAUGCCUUGUUCAUAUUUGCAAUGUAGAACUUUAAAAUCAAUAUUUCUUCACAUAUGGACCUAAAUUUAUUGCCAUGCAGCUUGUGGACGAAUUAAAAUAUCUUUUGCCCAUUACAUAUUGCCCCCCCCAAAAAAAAACAACCCAAAAUAACAAUCUUUGGUUAUACAAUACUGAUUAUUAUAAUAUCAGUAUUAUAACCCACCUCACAUACCAUUGCGUACACCCUUGCAUCUUGUAUUCUACACAUGUGCCUUCCAGUAAUAUAACGAACUACACAGUCACAUAUUCUGCACAAUCGUGACAACACCCAAUGCUCAACAUAACUCACACAACACAAAUAUGUGAUACAGGUACCACACAACUCCCAAGGUACAUAUUCUACACCACAAAUAGGUGAACAACUAAAGUAACAUCUGAGGGAACCUAACAAACCCAUUAAGUAGAAAUCAUGUCAAUGGUGACACUGUAGCUCAACACAAGUCUCUGGUUCCCUCUCAAACCGUUCCAUCCAUGCCAGCAUAGAAAGUGGACAUUAGAUAAUGAUGAUGCCAAUAAGUCUCAAUUCUAAAACCUCAAAAGACAAUGUUGUAUGCACUUCAAUAAGACACAAGUGCAUCUGGUGGUGCAGUAGAAACUCAGAGAAAGAUGUUGAGAAUAUGUUAAAAUAUAAUAAUUAUAUUAAUAAAUAUGAAUAAGAAUUUAUUUUAAUAUUUAGCUUAUUGAUAUUCAUUACAGCUCAUUCUGGAUAUCAUUUCAUCUGAAAUGUUGUCUGAAAAUAAAAUGCUACUGUAAGCAGAGUUAGUGUAAUGUUAGCAAUUUCAUCAUCAUUAUCAUCGUCGUUGUCAUCAUUGUUUAAUGUCUUCUUUCUAUGCUGGCAUGGGUUUGACAGUUCGACUGAGGACUGCAAGCCGGAAGGCUGUACCAGGCCCCCGAUCUGAUCUGGCAAGGUUUCUACAGCCGGAUGCCCUUCCUAACGCCAAAUAUUAUAAAGGAAAAACCAAAUUUGAAAUAUGAAAGUAGCUUUUGCAUGGAAUAGUGUGUGAUUCUUUAGAAGGGUCUCCAUCACAAGAAUGAAGUCAGCUGUAUCAUUUAACUAACAAUAUUGUAAAGGUUUGUGACUGUAUCAUAAAUAUGUGAUAUAGUCACUGUACAACACUCAAAGCACUGAGGUCAAUAUAAUCGACUUAUCUCCUCCCCCAAACUUGCUGGCCUUGUGCCAGAAUAUGAAACGAAUUUUAAGUUUUGAAAUGAUUUGUAUAUUGUCUCUGUAAAAUUUUAUAACGAAAUCAAUGAAGUGCACAAUUUUGUGACAAAACCAAUUGGUGGAUUUUCAUUUUUCUUUGUUCUUGUAAGAUCUCAAUAAAUUUAUAUAUGUCAA